Molecule: messenger RNA, 1395 nt
Organism: Quercus robur (English oak)
Lineage: Eukaryota; Viridiplantae; Streptophyta; Magnoliopsida; Fagales; Fagaceae
Exons: 3
Coding region: 272-835 (187 amino acids)
Source: RefSeq, a predicted model, not a curated record
UGAGUUCGACCUGAGCGACGACAUUGUACUUGCAGCAUAUAUAGCAGGGUGUUCAUGUGCAUUUUAUGUGGAGACCUAUAUGACUAAAAUACCAUUGCAUACGAAUAUACAAAGUGGGUAUGAAUGGGUACAGUAUACAUUAACUGGAAAUAAGGAGAAAUGUCGAAGAAAUUUUUGAAUGUCAAGCCAUGUGUUUGGACAACUAUGUAAUACAUUGCGCCAGUAUGGAUAUAACGGUACCAGAAGAAUUUGAUUGGAAGAGUCUUUGGCAAUGACAUUGGUGGUACUUGGUCAUGCCGAGGGUAAUAGAUGGGUACAAGAAAGAUUUCAGCACUCGGGUGAGACAGUACAUCGACACGUGACCACGGUAGUUAAAUUGUUAGCCACUGUAAUGGCACCAGACAUUAUCAAGCCUGCUGAUCGUACAUUUCAGGACGUGCCAGAACAUAUUCAGCAUUCAAGUCAAUAUUGGCCACACUUUAAGGGUUGCAUUGGUGCGAUUGAUGGGGUCCACAUCCCCGUGAUCAUACCAGAUGAGGAGCAACACCCGUACUAUAACAGGAAGGGGAUCACCACAACAAAUUGCAUGUGUGCGUGUGACUUUGACAUGAAGUUCACAUUCGCAUGUGUAGGGUGGGAAGGGUCAGCGCAUGACACGAGGAUUUUUUUUAGCUGUCUCAAUAAUGAGAGCGACAACUUUCCAAAAGCUCCAGCUGGAAAGUAUUAUCUUGUUGAUUCAGGGUACCCUAUGAGGAAAGAGUUCCUUGCACCAUAUAAGGGGGAGAGGUACCACAUCCCCGAAUUUCAGCCUUAUGAAGUGCUGCAUCAUCCAUAGGAGAGAUAUAAUUAUCUCCAUUCGUCACUCCGUUCGGUCAUAGAACGAACUUUUGGAGUUUGGAAGAAUAAAUGGAAAAUUUUGAGAAAUAUGCCAGGGAAGAGUAUACAUAGUCAAUCGAAAAUCAUUGUUGCUACAAUGGUUCUUCACAAUUUCGUUAGAGCACAUGGGAUAAAUAAUAAUGUUAACAGUUCCAGAUAUACAUGGGGCACAUCUGAACGUAGUGAGAGAGGUCAUUAUGAUGCCGAGGCACAUGCAAUCUCAAUCUUGGACGAACCUGAGAUGAAACAAGUUCGUGACAAUAUCACAGCAUCGAUAUGUGCGGACCAUAACUGAGUAUGGUGACUAUUAUUUUUGUCACAAUGGAAAUUUAGUGUGGUUGAAAAUAUCAUUGACAUUAUGGAAAUUUUGUUUGUGGGGACCAAAUUGGACAGUUCACAAACUUCUAGUAUUGUAUUACCAUUUUUUGUUAUAUUGUUGGUAAGCACAACUGAAGGCUCACAAAACUUGAUUGUAAUACCAUUGCAGUAUGCAUUUGUAUAUAAUCGUUACACGUGAAA